CCACAAAAAAUAGAGGGAAUUACAAAAAAUUUUAAGGUUGGGAAAAAUGUAAAAAUCCCUCCACACAAUUUCAUGUACACCCCAAACAUCUUCAAUAAAUACACAAUGAUAUUCUAACAUUAAAGACACUUCAUCUACCCAAAAUACACCUGCACUUAAUGUGGUUGCUCUAUAAUUUUUUCUUCUUUUCCAUUAAUGGCAGCCGACUUCUUCCCCACACAGGACGUUGAUUCCGCUUCCGAUGUCGAUUCCUCCGCUGACCCCCUGACGCCGCUCCUGGAUGUUCCUUUUGCUUUCAGCACCCCUGAAACAGAUCAUUCAAACAGUAUUUCCGGUGUACACGCAAGAGAUGAACGAAGGAAAAACAUUGUUGAUGCAAUUCUACAAAAGUUAAACACUGGCAAACUUCAGCAUGGCUCAAUUAAGGCAGUUGCAGCUCAGUUUAACAUGUCACAUCGUUGGGUUGGAGAGCUAUGGAGAAUUGCUAAACGUCAAUUGGCGAGGGGCCAAGCUGUAAAUGUUCAAUGCAGAUGGCAGGGUAAUGUAGGAAAGAAACAUAAGGUUGUGGACUUCUCAAAGCUGAGUGAAAUUCCAUUUCACCAACGAAAGACUUUACGUGCUAUAAGCCAUUGCAUGAAUGUCUCGACCAGUACAGCACACAAUUGGCUCAAGGAAAAGAAAAUAAGAAGACAUUCAAAUGCCAUUAAACCCCUUCUGUGUGAAAAGGGUAGGCUAAAGAGACUCAGGAUAGCAAAUCUAAUUGUUCAAGAGUCUCAAUAUGUCAUAUCGUCAGCAAACUAUAGUAUUGGCGAAUGCAUUCUCGUCUGUAGUCAUUCUCUUGGUAAAAAUCCAAAGUUUAUGGCUACUGCAGUAUAUUUAGGAAGAGAAUUGUUAAGACGAAAAAUUAAACUUGCCUAUGGAGGAGGUAGUGUUGGCCUUCAAGGAGCUGUUGCUUCAACAGUCUUUACCAAUGGUGGUCUUGUUAGAGGUUUCAUUCCUGGGUACCUAGCAACACGACGGGUCUAUGGACCUACGUACGGUGUAGAGCACACAGUUUCCAGUAAUUACUACAAAUAUUUUGAGAUGAAUCAUGUCGUGGAAGCUUUCAUUGUUCUUCCCGGAGGAGUUGACACCAUGGAAGGUUUGUUCACCUUGAUCUCGUGGGCUUCUGAAGGGUUACACAAUAGACCCAUUGGUCUUUUAAACAUUGACGGUUAUUUCAAUAACCUUCUAAAAUUCUUAGACGAUGCGGUGAGGCAGAACUUCAUGGCUUCUAGUCAGAGGAAACUUUUUAUUUCUUCUUUCUCUGUUGACGAGCUUUUAGACAAACUAGAGUUUGCUAAAGCUUUCCCGGGACCUGGGGUUAGUUAUGAUGAGUUUGUGAAUCCUGGGAGAUUAGACUUAGAAUUGCAUUUGUAACAAUCCUCAUAUGAUCCAAGUUGUAUGUUGAAAUGAUAUUUUCCAUAAAUAUUAUUCUAGGCUGGACGCCGAUCGCAGACGCUGACCGGAGACGCCGAGCAGAGCCGCCGCUAGGUUUCCGCCGACGUCCUCCUCUCGUUUUGUCGUCGCGCUCUAUCCAUCCGUCGAGCCAGGGAGUGCAGCGGGAGUUCUUCUUCCUCGAUUAAGAUUCGAAUUCGUCAAAUUUCGAGGUAGGAACACAGAAUUUGAUGGGCAACCCGAAGGGCGGUGAAGUGUGGUGGCGUGGAUGGCUCUUGUUUACUUUAGUAAUUAAACUACAUUAUUUUAGUUGAUUAUAUGGAUUGUUGGACGUUACUUUGGUUUUAUUAUGCUUCCGCGACUUUUGGACUUGUUUUAUUACUUCGAUAAAUUUUGGUUUAGUUU
Molecule: messenger RNA, 1842 nt
Organism: Cuscuta campestris
Lineage: Eukaryota; Viridiplantae; Streptophyta; Magnoliopsida; Solanales; Convolvulaceae
Source: the annotation of a GenBank genome assembly